AUGUUCGGCUCAAGCGCCUCCGCAGCUGCGCCGGAAGGGCGCGAGGAGGGCGGCGCGGCGCCCGCGGCGUCGCGUUCGUACGCGAACGGCGAGAGCGCGAGCUUCUCGCAGGGCGCGCAACGAGAGGAGGAAAGUGCGUCUUUUUCCUCCUUCACGUCGCCGGCCGCAAACGCCGCGUCAACGACGCCGGCGUCGCUGCCCUCGCAGGACGCUGCAGCAGGCGCCGAAGGCGCUGGUGCCAGGGCAGAGGGCAUCCGCGCGCUGGAGGAGCAGGUUCAGAGUCUGGACUCCGACUGGGAUGAACUGCAGAAGCUGCAGUACAUGACAGAAGAAGCUGCGUACUCGAUGGUGCAGAGUGGAAGCCCUCACGCCGGAGGCCCCGGGGGCCCUGGCGAUGCCGCCGCAGCGGCUGGCAACGCGCAGAACUUCGCCGCAGCGGACACAGACGAAGUUGACCGCCGAUCGGUUUACGUUGGCAAUGUGGAUUAUUCCUCGACGCCCGCCGAGCUUCAGGAGCAUUUCAAGUCGUGCGGCACAAUCAAUCGAAUUACAAUCAUGGUUGACAAGUACACUGGGCAUCCGAAAGGGUACGCAUACAUCGAGUUCAAUAGCGAGGCCGCGGUCCAGAACGCGCUUCUGCUUUCGGAUACGGUCUUCAAGCAACGUCAGAUCAAGGUCGUCGCGAAGCGGAAAAACAUCCCUGGCUUUGCCCGCGGAAGGGGCGGCUGGCGUGGAGCGCGGAUGGCAGGAGCCGGCAUGAUGAUGGGGCGAGGCGGCAGGGGCACACGCGGAGGUUUCCGCCCGAUUUACCGCCCUCGCGGAGGCUUCGCGAGAGGGUACGGGCGGCCGUACUAG
Molecule: messenger RNA, 855 nt
Organism: Besnoitia besnoiti
Lineage: Eukaryota; Apicomplexa; Conoidasida; Eucoccidiorida; Sarcocystidae
Product: RNA recognition motif-containing protein
Exons: 7
Coding region: 1-855 (284 amino acids)
Molecular function (GO): RNA binding
Source: RefSeq, a predicted model, not a curated record